Messenger RNA from Chaetomium globosum CBS 148.51, 414 nucleotides. RefSeq lists its product as uncharacterized. The transcript is spliced from 4 exons. Gene Ontology annotation, biological process: translational initiation. Gene Ontology annotation, cellular component: cytoplasm. The record is from RefSeq and is a predicted model, not a curated record. Gene Ontology annotation, molecular function: RNA binding; translation initiation factor activity. The coding region runs from base 1 to 414 and encodes 137 amino acids. NCBI's taxonomy places the organism in Eukaryota, Fungi, Ascomycota, Sordariomycetes, Sordariales, Chaetomiaceae.
AUGCCGAAGAACAAGGGAAAAGGUGGCAAGAACCGCCGCAGAGGAAAGAACGAGAACGACAACGAGAAGCGCGAGCUUACCUUCAAGGAGGAAGGGCAAGAGUACGCCCAGGUUCUCAAGAUGUUGGGGAACGGCAGACUCGAGGCCAUGUGCUUCGACGGCGUCAAGCGUCUCGGCCUAAUCCGAGGCAAGCUCCGGAAAAAGAUUUGGAUUAAUAACGGCGACAUUAUCCUCGUCUCGCUGCGCGAGAAAGCCUACGGCGAACUCCCCGAUACGGCCAAGAUCAACGAGACCGACACGUUUGGCCCCAACGAAGACGGCGAUUGCGGUUUCGAGUUCGACGAGGACCGCGACAGCGAGGACGAGGGCGAGGGCGCCACCGCCGGCAAGGAGAUUGCCAUCGACGACAUCUAA